Molecule: messenger RNA, 2182 nt
Organism: Humulus lupulus (European hop)
Lineage: Eukaryota; Viridiplantae; Streptophyta; Magnoliopsida; Rosales; Cannabaceae
Exons: 10
Coding region: 454-1893 (479 amino acids)
Biological process (GO): regulation of DNA-templated transcription; nucleosome assembly
Cellular component (GO): nucleolus
Molecular function (GO): histone binding; DNA binding
Source: RefSeq, a predicted model, not a curated record
AAGUCGACCUUCCGGAGAGUACCGGCCCGGACUUCAAACACGCUAAUCAGAAGCAUAAUGGACCUCCGAUCUCGUGGAAUGAGAGAGAAAAAAGGCGGGCAUAACAAAAACACCCCCAAAAUAAAAAUAAAAAAUUAAUAAUAAAUAAGCAAAAGGAAAAAAAAAUUAGGGUUGGGGGUGCGCACUACACUACCCGCGUACGCUAGUACUGAUCACCUUUAUUUCUGGGACCUUCGGUUUCCGUCCUCUAUAUCCCCCGUUAUCUCCUUUUCUUGACGCCCAAUUCGUUCUCCUUCGUUUCGCACAGAUCUGAGAUUGCUUCGUUUUCUCCAGUUAGUAUUGAUUCGUCUCGCCACGAUCGGUCGCCUAAAUCGCAGAAUUUCGCCGAAUUUCGUCGAUUUCGGCCUUAUUUUCAGGUUUUUGCGUUGAAGUGGUUUUUAAUCCGAAAAAGCAAUGCGGGGAUACGAUCGAGAUGAACUGCAUCCACAAAUGGAAGAUGAGUACGAAGAUUACGAUGAUUCUGGAUACGGACAUGAGGAAGAAGUUGACGAGGAGGAGGAAGAAGAGGAAUAUGAAGAAGAAGAUCCGAAACUUACCAAAGAGCAGUUGGAGUAUCUUGCGUACAGACAACGUGUAAAAGAACGAAUCAGAAAGCAGAGGAAGAAAGAAGGCGGUUCUGGUUCCAACAAUUCUAAUGGCGACAGGAAAAAGCUUCCGUAUGAUAAUUAUGGAUCCUUUUUCGGCCCAUCCCAACCAGUUAUUGCUUCAAGAGUAAUUCAAGAGAGCAAGUCACUAUUGGAAAAUCAACAUUUGACGCCUCAACUUUCCAAUGCCCUUCAUCCUCAGACCAAAAAGAGCUCAAGUUCGUCCUCUGCAAGCUCAAAACCUGGAGUACAGGGUCAGAAACCGAAAGUUGUAAAUGAGGUUAAAACUAAAGUCCAGAAACUAAAAGAUACAAGAGACUAUUCUUUUUUAUUGUCUGAUGAUGCAGAGCUUCCAGCUCCCGCAAAGGUGCCCCCACAGAGAAAUGUGUCCGCUCCAAAUUCUGAUGCGCGACCUGCUCAACUGCCAAUGAAAAGUAAACAAGCAUUGGGAAAUAAUGGAAGACAUUCUCAGGGUAGUCAUCCAGAAAGGAAGUCAGUUCCUAUGAAUGGACAUGUGCAUUCUAAAGUAGGCUCGAAUAAAUUACCUUCAGCAAGUAAGCCCAGUUCGGCACCAAUGGAUUCUAGAAGACAGCAUAGUAGCAGCAACGGGACUGGGCCUGGUCGGCCUCUAGUGACUAAAAGUUUGCCCUCAAGGAGUCCUGCUCCUGUGGGUAAGAAGGUUGCCACACCAGCUGCAAAGAGCUCCAUCCCAAGUACUAAGAGUUCCUUCCCAAGUACUAAGAGUUCCAUUCCAAGUACUAAGAGUAGUAUGCAGAAGCCCCUUUCUUCAAAGUUGCAGCCCUCUAUUUCUAGGCAGCAGCAGUUUGGACAGAGAAGGGAAUUACAGGCACCUGCUAAGGCUAAAUUGUUGCCUAAACAGCCAACUGGAUUGUCAAGACCUCAGAUAAACAAGCCACAAAGACAAAUGUCAUCCCACCUUUCAUCUCAAGACAACCGCCCCAAGAAAAAGCCUGCGAGACGGUACUCUGAUGACGAGGGUGAUGAUGAUGAACAGGCCAUUAGUAUGAUCAGACAAAUGUUCGGGUACAAUCCCAAUAAAUUUGCUGAUCGCGAUGAUGAUCUUAGCGACAUGGAGGCCAACUUUGAGGAUAUUAUGAGAGAAGAGAAAAGAAGUUCGAUAAUUGCGAGAAGAGAAGAUGAAGAACAGCAACGUUUGAUAGAGGAAGAAGAAAGAAGAGAGAAGGAGGCUAAGAUGAGAAGAUUAAAGAAGCGAAAGCUGGGGCAUUAGAACUAUUAUUAUCUGAGUCUUUAGGAAGUAUACAUUUUCUCAUUGUUAUUUAAGCUCGACCAAGUUGUACACAAUCAAAUUUCUUUUUUCUUUUUUUUUUUCCUUUGGAGGUGGAGGGGUCAAAAUAUUGAGUUAAUUAUUCUCUAGUUUAGGAAGCUGUUGCUGGUACCAAUUGUACUUAGUGGGUAGUAAUAACAUGAGAGAGGUGAUUUUUUUGAGUUGCAUCUUGUUAUUGCCACUCGUAGCCAAGUAAAUAACAAGUUCCAUCCAUAGCUCAUUCUUGGACGCU